AUGUAUGAUCGAGCUCCGAGGUUCACACAAUUGGCACUAAGCAGCACUACGUCUGAAAUUGGACCAGGAACUUAUAAUAUCAACAGAUCUCUAGGCGGUGACAGAGGUUCAUAUGCUCCAUUCCUCUCUCUGUCUGUCAGAGAUUCUGGGUUUCUGGGGCCAGCCAGUGCUCUUCACUCUCCUGGACCAGGACAGUACGACUCUGACAUUACCAGGAAUCAUGUUUUGGGAGGGAACAGUCUUCAGAAUCGCUCCAAGAGGUUUGAUGACGGGCUGUCGGAUGUGCCUGGUCCAGGAGCGUACAAUGUUACGAAUGAUGUUUCACCUGCAAGGAAAAUAACAGCCAAAAGCCCAAAGAUCACUUCUAAGGCUGUUAGGCCAUCGUUAAGUCCUGCUGCUCCCUCUAUUCCGUCUCCAGGACAGGCGUUCGGGUAUGAAGAAGAUGCUCAAGGUGUCCUGCAUAAACACAAAGUGCCCAACAGAGACCAGAGCCUCGGCCCAGCCUUUUACAGCCCCGCACCGGUCAGACAGAGUACCAGCAGUAAGUAUAAAGGUGUGCAGUUUGGCAAGAUGUCUAGCAGGAGAGAGCAGCUGAAGGGUGGAGAUGAACCCGGACCAGGACACUAUGAGCUACAAGAGGAUCAGACUGUCCAAUGUGAGAAUGUGAAUCUGAAGCGAGAGCAGAGGAGCCGUUCAGAGCUCAGCAUCCCUCGGUACCAUGAACUAGUGCCUCUGCAGGAGGAGAAGAAGGGUGUUCCAGGUCCAGGGCAGUACUACAUAAAGAGUCAGUUUGAGACAUCCAGUAACACACACAGACCUGCACAGAGCCCACCUUUCCUGUCUCAAGCUCAGCGGUUCAGUCCGGUCAAGGAUGAAACGCCCCCUGUAGGUGCGUACGAUGACCCGCGCUGUGCUCUGGAGAUCCUAAAGAAAGGCAGAGCACUAAAGAAGAAUCCUUUUGGCCAGACAGCUGUGCGAUUCCUUCCAGAAAACAGAUCGAAAGCUACACCGGGUCCGGGUGCCUAUAACAUGUUUGAGUAUGGCCUGGCUCAGGAGAGUUUGAAGAAAGCCAGUCUACAGAGCUCCAGGAAGGCCGCCUUCGGCUCGAUUGCACAGCGGCGGAUUUUCCUCCCCAGCAAAGAGGAAAUGAGCACCCCGGGGCCGAAUCAGUACAAGGUGGAGAAGACAAAUGAAGCGUUAUAUAAGAAACAGAGCACAGCUGCUUUUAAAUCUGCCUCCGACAGACUUGUGGUUUCACUGUUCGCCAAAGAUACGCCUCCGCCUGGCUCAUAUAAUGUAAGCCAAUCGUUUGAGAAGACUCAAUGCCUCCAUCAAUACAGCAAGCCACGCAACGAGAAAGCACGAAAGAGACAGAGCAGCUUUCUGUCCGCCGCGUCCAGAAACACUGAUGUGCUGCACAACGACCCACACACACCAGGUCCAGCUUAUUACAGUCCAGAUGUUAAAUCCAGUCCCACACUGGCACUGAUCGUCUCAAAAGAAGAUCGCUUCAAAAACCCCAAAGACAAAGCGGCUGGACCCACAGCAUAUGAGUUGAGUCCAGUAAUCAUGGACACUGUUCUGAAAGGCACCUUCAACGUGACCCUUCACAAUCCUCUGGUGUCCAGCACGAGAUCUCUGUCUUCACACAAGUCCUGGAGAAAACUCGCAGCCCACAGCAGUGCUUGACUCAGGUCAAAGGUUAAAGGUCACACACACUUCUAAAAAGUCCUCAGCUAAGCCUCUCCUAUUAAACACAUGCUUCCCAGGAGUUCCUGUCACACACACACACCUCUUUAUGGGUGAUAUAUUUCCCCAGUGCUCACGACGA
This is a messenger RNA of Danio aesculapii, 1831 nucleotides long. It is a transcript of the gene stpg2, whose product is annotated as sperm-tail PG-rich repeat containing 2. The record is from RefSeq and is a predicted model, not a curated record. The transcript is spliced from 14 exons. NCBI's taxonomy places the organism in Eukaryota, Metazoa, Chordata, Actinopteri, Cypriniformes, Danionidae. The coding region runs from base 1 to 1689 and encodes 562 amino acids.